AUGAGAUUCUUACCUUUUAUAAUACCCCUUGCAUACGCCAUUCAAUGGUUUCCGUUGGACUCCAAGGGUGAGCUUCCUCGAUACGAACCUUACAUUCAUGGACAGGAAAUUGCAUUUGAUUGUAUACAGCGUAAUAUCGAUAACGGUGAACACAAGUUUGAUCAACAAAAUAAAAUAGUUUACGGACCCUUUCCAAAAUGUGAGGAAACAUCAAAGCCAUUGAGCUUUAAAUAUGGAGUCAAUGAGGAUUUUAAUUGUACCAUCCAGUUUACCGAUGAGUUGUUUCAUUUGUUUCAGUUAUACCUUCAUGAAGAUGUCCCAUUCAGUUGCAGAUUACCAUUGAGUUCAGAGGUUACAUCGAUAGAAAAGGGCGGUGCAUACGUGCCGUUCACCUUUGGCUUUAGGGGAACCCUCACCGACUCACAUAUAGAUGUCGACCAUUCAAUGAACGUGUUGAUCACGAAACCGACUAGUAACGAUCCAGAUCAAAAUACAUUCAUAAGUGCAGUAGCCUAUGGAUCAGGGACAAACACUACUAGGAUAGUCAUUGGUGAUAAGCUUACGUUGAAUUUUGCUGUAAGAUGGUUAGAUCUGUUGCAACCUAAAGGAUUAACGAAAAGAGGUAAUGGCUUGCCCUACGACGAUGGCUUUUACAAUCACAUACAACUGGAUUAG
Molecule: messenger RNA, 675 nt
Organism: Lodderomyces margitis
Lineage: Eukaryota; Fungi; Ascomycota; Pichiomycetes; Serinales; Debaryomycetaceae
Exons: 2
Coding region: 1-675 (224 amino acids)
Source: RefSeq, a predicted model, not a curated record